UUGUCUCUGCCCCUGCCACGCCCUGAAUAAAUGCUGUAUUGGCAAAGUAUUAAAAGGUCACCGAGCUGUCCGCUGAGCUUGAGAAGAGCAGGGCUAUAGCGCGAUAGAGAGAGUUGGAAUGAGUGUAAGAGAAGUCAAAGUGUGUCUGUUAGGGGACAUUGGUGUUGGUAAGAGCAGUUUAGUCGGGAGGUUUGUCCACGGCGCAUUCAACCCUAACCUCACCACAACAUUAGGAGCAUCGUUUAUGUCAAAAUCACUCACGGUUGACACCAACACUAUCAAGUUUCAAAUCUGGGACACAGCUGGUCAGGAGAGAUAUCGUUCUCUGCUCCCGAUGUACUACAGAAACGCAGCAGCUGCCAUCAUAGUGUAUGACAUAACAAGUGAAGCGUCCUUUGAGGUCCUCCAAGAAUGGAUCACUGAGCUCAAUCGAUUGGGACCCCCUAACAUCGUGUUGGCCAUCGCCGGGAACAAGUGUGACCUGGAAGAGAAGAGAGAAGUACCAUACACAAGAGGGGAACAGUACGCUGAACAGUGCAAGGCUCUGUUCUGUGAAACCAGCGCACUCAACGCUACCAAUGUGGAGCAACUCUUUGUUAAAAUAAGUCAUACACUGCCGACUGAGUCCCCCGUCCUCCCCGGUGGUCAGUCACUGCUCACAACACAGGUCAAGGAGGAGAAGAAAUCGAGUUGUUGUGCUGGGAACAAUGGUUAGCUAUAGCUUAGGACUCUCGUUCAUUAUGUGAUGUCUAUGUCCCCCUUUUUAUUUCUCAAUUAUUACUAUAGUGUGUAAUAUAAUGGUAAUGUGCAAUAAAUUAAAUAUGAACCUCAUUUUCAACAAAAA
Halichondria panicea is the source of this 844-nucleotide messenger RNA. Its product is annotated as ras-related protein Rab-22A-like. The transcript has 6 exons. Lineage: Eukaryota; Metazoa; Porifera; Demospongiae; Suberitida; Halichondriidae. Bases 119 to 715 code for a protein of 198 amino acids. Gene Ontology annotation, molecular function: GTP binding; GTPase activity. The record is from RefSeq and is a predicted model, not a curated record. Gene Ontology annotation, cellular component: endosome; Golgi apparatus.